AAUGUGAGCCCCACUAAAGAAGCCAUCAUGGGUCCCACACAACUUGCUGCACACAGCCAUGGGAAAAAGACAAGUGUAUUUGAGAUGGAGGAGAAGAAAAGGUUUGCUCUUUUCUAUGGCUCAGAGAUCCCACCUGAGCACUCAGAAAACCCUCCCCUGAAAAGGAAGAAGGGGCCUGCCCCCAAGAUGCUCGGAAAUGAGGUGUGCAGCGUCUGUGGGGACAAGGCCUCCGGCUUCCACUACAACGUACUGAGCUGCGAGGGUUGCAAGGGUUUUUUCCGCCGCAGUGUCAUCAAGGGUGCCCAGUAUGUCUGCAAGAAUGGCGGCCGGUGUGAGAUGGACAUGUACAUGCGCCGAAAGUGCCAGGAAUGCCGGCUGCGCAAGUGCCAAGAGGCAGGCAUGCGGGAACAAUGUGUUCUUUCUGAAGAGCAGAUCCAGCUGAAGAAACUUAAGAAGCAGGAGGAUGAUCAGGCUAGAACGGUAGUUGUGCGGCAGAAUCCGCUGUCGCCUCCCAGCAACCCUCCCAAAAUGACACCUCAGCAGCUUAACAUGAUAGAAAAGCUUGUGGCAGCUCAGCAGCAGUGCAACCAGCGCUCCUUCACAGACAGACUCAAAGUGACGCCGUGGCCUCAGAUUUCAGAUCCCCAUAAUCGUGAAGCACGACAACAGCGCUUUGCUCAUUUUACAGAACUUGCAAUAAUCUCUGUUCAGGAGAUUGUGGACUUUGCUAAGCAGUUGCCAGGUUUUCUGGAGCUCACCAGAGAAGAUCAGAUAGCUCUUCUAAAGAUGUCUACAAUAGAGGUGAUGCUGUUGGAGACAUCUCGGCGCUACAAUCCAGAAACAGAAAGCAUCACCUUUUUGAAGGAUCUGAAUUAUAAUCGGGAUGACUUUGCCAAAGCAGGCCUGCAGUUUGAGUUCAUUAACCCCAUCUUUGAAUUUUCAAAAGGAAUGAAUGAACUACAGCUCAAUGAUGCCGAAUAUGCACUUUUAAUUGCUAUCAGCAUUUUCUCUGCAGACCGCCCGAAUGUUCAGGACCAGCCCCUAGUGGAAAGGCUGCAGCAUACCUACGUAGAGGCCCUACAUUCUUACAUUUGUAUCCACAGACCAACAGAUCAUCUAAUGUUCCCACGGAUGUUAAUGAAACUGGUCAGUCUUCGGACCCUAAGUAGCGUCCAUUCUGAACAGGUGUUUGCUCUUCGGCUACAAGACAAGAAGUUGCCGCCACUCUUAUCAGAGAUAUGGGAUGUCAGUGAGUGACGGCACUCUC
This is a messenger RNA of Euleptes europaea (tarantolino), 1267 nucleotides long. It is a transcript of the gene NR1H3, whose product is annotated as nuclear receptor subfamily 1 group H member 3. The coding region runs from base 28 to 1257 and encodes 409 amino acids. Gene Ontology annotation, biological process: negative regulation of inflammatory response; negative regulation of transcription by RNA polymerase II; lipid metabolic process. The record is from RefSeq and is a predicted model, not a curated record. Gene Ontology annotation, molecular function: nuclear receptor activity; zinc ion binding; RNA polymerase II cis-regulatory region sequence-specific DNA binding. The transcript is spliced from 8 exons. Lineage: Eukaryota; Metazoa; Chordata; Lepidosauria; Squamata; Sphaerodactylidae.